Molecule: messenger RNA, 2931 nt
Organism: Dama dama (fallow deer)
Lineage: Eukaryota; Metazoa; Chordata; Mammalia; Artiodactyla; Cervidae
Gene: TDRD5
Product: tudor domain containing 5
Exons: 18
Biological process (GO): germ cell development; spermatogenesis
Source: RefSeq, a predicted model, not a curated record
AUGUCUGAACAAGAGCGUAUACAGGAAUGCCUGAGGAAGGAAAUAAGGUCACUUCUCAUUUCCACCAAAGAUGGUUUGACCCCACAGCAGUUGGAAAAGGAGUACCUUUUGAUGGUUGGCAACCAUUUACCGCUCCGAAUCCUUGGGUAUCGGUCCACCAUGGAGCUGGUGUUGGAUAUGCCUGAUGUUGUCAGUGUCUGCCCCUGUGGGGAUGGCACUGUAAUACUGAAAGCCAUCCCAGAUGAGUCCACCAAAGGAAUAGCAAAUUUAGUUGCAAAACAGAAGAGCAACCAUAAGGUUGGAAAUUCCGUGCAGAAGGGAAGGGCCAGUGUUUGCUCUGGUCCCAGCUCUCGCCAGCGAGUACCUUACCGAGGAAGGGUGCCCCCUAUUCUUCCAGCUGUUGUGAAGAGUGAGUUGAAAGACCUCUUGGCGUUAUCUCCUGUUCUCCUUUCUGAUUUUGAAAAGGCGUUUGCCAAUCGAUUUGGACGAUCAUUCCAGUAUGUGCAGUAUGGCUUCCUUUCUAUGUUCGAAGUGCUGAAUGCCGCUUCAGAUGUUAUUUCUGUGGAGCAGACCAGAGCAGGUUCUUUGUUGACGCUGAAGAAGAGUGUAUCAGAGGAAAAGCAGAGAGGAUGGCCUGCAGGUAAGCACAUUAGUAAAGGUAAGAUUUUCACCCAACCUUUUAGAAUGAAGCAACAAGGGUCAUGUCCCAUAGGCUUCCCAGUAGCAAAGGCAUGCUUUUCACAACCCGCUUCAAACAUGGAACCACCGAAGCAAAUACUGGGCAUGGAAAGGAAUACUAGAUCAAAUGUAAUGGAGACUUCAAGGCUGAAUCAGAGUGAAAAAUUAAACCAGAUAAAUACCGAGAGGUUGCAGGAUGAUAUAUAUGGAUACAUAGCAAAUAAUAAGUCAUUAGCAAAAAAACAUAAAGCAAUGUAUACAUUAAAAUGAUUCACUCAGUCUCCAAUGGUCUGUUGUCUUUUUAAUGAAUCUUUAAUUUUUAAAGAGCAACUUUCACCCAAAAAACUGGGCUUCUUAAAUGUAAUAGAGCUUGUUGGAGCACUUAGUGACAUUCUCCAUGUUGAGUUCAGGGAAGGACAACAAGACUUGCUGGUGUUUGAUGCUGAUAUGAAGCCUCUAGCAUCUGUUCAAUCAGAUAAGAAAAUAGAAGCCAAAGCUUGUGUGUCCAGUCCCCCUAGAAAUUCACUGUCUACUGCUAUUAUCAAGGAGACUACUUGGGAUUGCCCUUCAAAAAACCAUAAGGAACCAGAACAGAAGAUUUUCAAGAAGCCUAAUCUGGUGGUAAAACCUUUGCAGCUGCAAGUAGAAAUUAACAAAUCCCAGCUCAACUUGGCAAUGGCAAAUCAUGACAUCCCACCAGAUGCUGUGCGGGACAAGAAGUUAUGCAGACUGCCCCCAUUAGAUACCAGUACCCUCGUGGGUGUCUUUGUGGAGUAUAUCAUCUCUCCUAGUCAAUUCUACAUCCGAAUCUACAGCAGGGAUUCAUCAGAGUUACUUGAGGACAUGAUGAUUGAAAUGCGGCGCUGUUAUUCUAAUCAGUUGGUUUCUGAUCGAUAUGCCAUGCCAGAGUGUUUUAUCCAGCCAGGACAUCUCUGUUGUGUAAGGAUUUCUGAGGAUAAGUGGUGGUAUCGGGUCAUUAUCCAUCGAAUUCUCGGGAGACAGGAAGUUGAAGUGUUCUAUCCAGAUUUUGGAAACAUUGGAACUGUUCAGAAGUCUUCCCUGAGGUUCCUCAAGUGCUGUUACACCAAGCUUCCUGCUCAGGCGAUCCCUUGUUCUUUGGCGUGGGUGAGACCGGUAGAGGAACAUUGGACACCCAGAGCUAUUUUGCAGUUCCAGAAGUUGUGUGGUUUGAAGCCAUUAGUAGGGGUAGUGGAUGAAUAUGUAGAUGGGAUCCUGAACAUUUUCCUGUGUGAUACGUCCUCAAAUGAAGAUGUCUAUUUCCACCAUGUUUUGAGGACAGAGGGUCAUGCUAUUGUAUGCCGAGAAAAUGUCCCUUCUAAGGGUUUCAGAGACCUCAACCCUUUAGCUUUAUACACUAAAUCCAGUGUGAGGCCUGAGGACAUUGUCCUGAAAGAGCUGGGCUAUUCUUCCCAGCAGCACUAUUUUAAUGAAGACCGAGAGAUCAGUCCACAAUCAAAAGAGAGUGACUUAUAUACCCUGGAUGAGAUCCCCACUGGAAUGCCUUGCCUGGAGUCAGUAACCAUAGGUGAUGAUAUUUGGGAUGAGAACUGGUUACCUUUGCAGGCUAAAAUGGGAAAAGAAAGUGAUGCUGCCUCUCACUUAUUUACCUCAAGCCUUGGUGGAAAGAAACCAUAUUCAUCACGUAAAGAAUUGCCACAGAAGGAUUGGUGUUUUUCUACACCCAAAGAUAUAUGGGAUGAUUCAUGGCAGCCUUCAGGCCUUGUGAAUGGAAUGAAAGAAGUUCAAAUACCAGAAGGACUGGGUGGUCAAGAGAAACAUAUUGACACAACCAGGGUUCAGAAGCAACCAAAUGUAAAGAGUGCCUCCGAUUCUCCCAUGUUGCCCAAACUAGAGGAGUUCUACAUCUCUCUUAUCCAGUCACAGCAGUCAGCAGAAAGCAGCCAGUUUGAGCCUAGCAGCAUUCAGACUCCACCAAAACAAAUCCAGCUGUCCUCAACUCCUGCAUUGGUCACUUCUGGGUCAGUGGAAGGCUCCCCAAAGAGCCUAGAGAAUGAAGAUUUUUCUAGUAGCUCUGCUAUUACAGUGUUCAAAGAUACAAGUCAGGGAGCCGUGGACCAGCUCUCUUUGAUUUUGUCUCCUGAGCACCAGAUUUCCCAGAAGCUCUACAUUCCUCGAAGCACAGCCACUGCUGCCUUAGGAGCUGCUGCAAGGCUCGCCACAUCCAAGAGCCUCCUGCACUGGUACCCCAGUGUGAAAAAGGUGGAGACAUGA